Molecule: messenger RNA, 1735 nt
Organism: Lacerta agilis (Sand lizard)
Lineage: Eukaryota; Metazoa; Chordata; Lepidosauria; Squamata; Lacertidae
Product: NACHT, LRR and PYD domains-containing protein 1b allele 5-like
Exons: 8
Coding region: 335-1735 (466 amino acids)
Biological process (GO): regulation of apoptotic process
Cellular component (GO): canonical inflammasome complex
Source: RefSeq, a predicted model, not a curated record
CAUUGGACAGAGUUGGUCCAGCUCAUUCCAAGGUUUUAGGCAGGAAUAUUUCCCAGCCCUAUCUGGAGACUCCAGGGAUUGAACCUGGAAUCCUUUGUAUGCAUGUGAUCUACCACUGAUCCGUGGCCCUUUCCCACUUAGUGCUACCUAUUCAAGGUUUUCCAACAGGUAGAGAAGGGGAAGGGGAAUGUAGGAACGCUGGAUUUUUUCCCCCUGUUCAAUACUGCUACUAACAUCAAUAAUUCCAACAGUAAGGAUUACACAUUUAUGCCUGCUGGUCAACCUGAAAACCUUGAAGGAGUCAGAUCUGAAGACAUUCAAGGAUAAACUCAGCAUGUUCCCCUUCAAGGAAGGCUAUGUCAGUAUCCCCAAGGGGUUGCUGGAGGAAGCAAAUGUUUGGGAGCUCACAGAAUUGCUGCUCACCUACUGCGCUGAGGAUUAUUCGGUGGAGGUGGUGUCAGAGGUGCUGAAGGCCACUGAAUGUGAGCCCUUGCCAGAAUGGCUCUUUCGUCUCAUCGGGAAAGCAGAGCAACCCCCCAAAACGCAUGUUUCAAGGCACCGGACAGCUGUAGUAUUGUCUUCAAAAAUUAUUCAAGGUCUGGAGGAACUGGUUUCAUCAGAAAGAGCCACCAAAGCCAAAGGGUCAUUGAAAAGAUUUGGAUUCUUUAGUGAUGAGAUGAUCUGCAAGGGAAGAGAACAGUUGAUUGAAAUUAUUGAAGAGGACCUAGACUUUGUUUUGCACACCCUACACUCUUGCUCUGUCAUCACACUACAAGAAUACAAGGACGUUUUCAAAAUGGAGACAGAUUCUAAAGAGAAAAUUAAAAAAUUGCUAAGUAUAAUCCUGGAAAGGGGAGAACAAGCUUGUUGCCGGUUCCUGGAAUGUUUAGAAAUGUCAUGCUUGUUUAAAAAUAAAGUCCAGGUUUCUGGCCAGUCACUGCUGCAGUCUGAAUCUCUCCUAUUCAGAGAGGAAACGAGGAACCAGCAAAUGGUGCAUUCUGAAGAUCCUGGAGAAAGCGUCAUGUGCAUCCAUUGUCCCAGCGAGGAGCUUCCAGGAAAGAUAAGACCAGAGAAAGUUUGGGAUUCACAAAGGAGCGACGAAACUUACAGAUUUUGCUUCACUAAGGCUGGCUCCUUCCUUUGCUGUUGUACUGACCUUAUAUUUAAGGUAAGGGGAGCUGUGACCAUAACAUACCACUUUGAUUCAUGGCCUCAACACCUGCAUGAAUGGCAAAUGAUAGAGCUGGCUGUCGCUGGUCCUUUGCUCAACAUCCGAGCGGAUCCAGAAGAAGCUGUGGCAGAAGUUCACUUCCCUCACUUCUUGUGUCUUGCAGGUAAAGACAGUUCCCAUGUCUACAUAGCAUGUUUUGUUGAAGGAAAGAUGAGACUGGGGAAGCCAGAUAGCGUGCGGCCAUAUCAUGCUGUAUUGAAAGCCCCCAGCUUCUAUUCCUGUGGGGUCAUCUUCAAAAAGGCAAUGUUUAAACAAAAGAUUAUGGUCCACACCAUGGCACUGCUCUAUCAGGAGCUGGAAAUCUCAGUCCCAAAAUUCCACCUGUACCUCCUACCCAACGACUCUUCCCUAAGAAAGAAUGUCUAUAAAUUUGAGGAAAUGUGGCCUUCAAGGAGACUGUCAAAACCCUCUGGAGCACUCAAGCCUCUGAAGAUUGGCUCUCGCGUCUUCAUCCAAAAUUUAGACGGCGUCACAGUCUGCCCUGAGGUAGGAGACCAGAGGUGA